GUUAAGACACUAUUUAUCAGUCCUACUACUCUUAAACACCUCUGUAAUACAGAUAUAAUUAAUCAUUAUCCAUAUUAUCAUUUGAAAACUGUUGUAAUUGGAACGGAAGCAAUUUGUGAAGAUACGAUAAAGCGUGCAUUUCGGUGUUUACCGUCCGUUAAGCAUUUCAGUGCCGUUUAUGAAAUGACUGAAGCAGGAAUUAUUAGUCGAACAACCAAAUUUUCUCCUUUCAUAUCUCAUUCAUGUGGAACAUUAUGUGCUGGCCUUAGCAUGAUGGUAAUAGACAUGGUUAGUGGUGUUGAAGUAGGCAUAAACCAGCAAGGCCUUAUUCUGCUUCGAGGACAAACUGUAAUAUCACCGUAUUGGAGGAAUGACAAAGCUACAUUUGAGGAUUUUCAGCGAAAUGGUUGGAGAAAUACUGGUGAUAUUGGUUUUUAUGAUAAAGAUGGUAAUGUAUUUCUUGUUGAUCGAGAAAAACAGAUGAUUAAGGUUGAUGGUUUUCAGGUGACACCGCAAGAGUUGGAAUCGAUCCUGUUGACUCAUCCAUCUAUUGCUGAAGCAGCAAUUGUACCGGCCACAAAAGUAAACCAACAAGAAACACCGGUAGCUUUUGUGGUGUUAAAACCUCGUAUACCUGCUACAGCUGAACAGAUUAAGGAGUUUGUUAAUGAACGUGUGAUGCCUCAUAAACAGGUGGAUGUUGUGGUUAUAGCAAUGACAUUACCUCGAUCGCCAGGUGGUAAAAUACUUUGGCGAUUGUUACGUGAAGCUGCUAAUAGAAAAUUACGCGAUUAUCUACAGUCAAUCGAUGCUGUAAGGAAUGAUUCACUAAGGGUCACCUUAAAUGCUGGCAAUAUCUCAAUUGGUCAUUAUAAUCUUAAAUAUCAAUUACAUGUUUAUGAAAACAUCACUGAACCACCUAAAAUGGGAAAACUAUGUCACUUAAAAGUUUUCGAAAUUAAGGAAUUGAGCAAUAUUUUUAUCGAAAAUUCAGAAAAGCCCGUGAAUCACAUUUACUGGAUGUGUCCACCAUAUGGUUGGUGCUGUGGUGCAGAAUGCUGUCAACCGUUCUACAGAAAUCCAUGGCCAUUACUUGGGCCAGAUUUUUAUGAGCUGGUUGCUGCGAUAACAGUUUUUGCUGGUUUAUUGGUCAUUCCUGAAUUAUGUCGCCGGUUGCGAAAACGGAAAAUGGACAAUACACAGCAAUCGGUGUCAUUAGUUGUUUCUACGGGAAUUCCCGGGAGCAUUAUGGAGAAUGCAGAAAAGGCACAAUUCAUAGCAUAG
Molecule: messenger RNA, 1284 nt
Organism: Acanthocheilonema viteae
Lineage: Eukaryota; Metazoa; Nematoda; Chromadorea; Rhabditida; Onchocercidae
Source: the annotation of a GenBank genome assembly